Rhinocladiella mackenziei CBS 650.93 is the source of this 222-nucleotide messenger RNA. RefSeq lists its product as uncharacterized. The transcript has 2 exons. Bases 1 to 222 code for a protein of 73 amino acids. The record is from RefSeq and is a predicted model, not a curated record. NCBI's taxonomy places the organism in Eukaryota, Fungi, Ascomycota, Eurotiomycetes, Chaetothyriales, Herpotrichiellaceae.
AUGGAGCCUAUAAAGAACGCUGCCAACUACGUCGGUGACAAGGUCAAUGAGGCUACCUCCGGUGCUUCCAAGGACGCCAACAAGAACGUUGCCAAAGACUCCGACGCGCCCUUGGGAACCCGUGCCGAUGCCGCAAAGGAUGCUGUUGGUGACAAGCUCGAUGAGUCCAAGCACUCUGUAUGUCUGGCUCCUUUUGAGACUCGACUACAACAACUGACGUAA